CCCCUUCCCCUCUAGUCACGGGAUGGUUCGACCCGGCGACGGCGGCCGCGGCCUUGUCCGUGACCGGAAGUGAGGCAGAGGUCGGGUAGCCGUGGGUGGCGCCUGAGGGAAACUCCCGGGUGGGCGGUUAAUCGCCGGCUUUGUCUUCGGAGAAGCUCCGGGCAACGACGUUGGCUUUCUUCAACGGCCUGCCUUUCCCCCUUCUGGCGCUUCGGGGUGGGUGGGGAGUGUCCCACAACACCCCUGCGAGGGUUUGGCUUUUCAAUCCUUUUACACUCUUCCUCUCAACAACACCAGCUUGAUUCUGUCCUUGAAAACCUACGUUAUAAAUACGAAGCUAUCUGAACUGCAGCGAUGUCGGCUUUCCCCAAAAGUUGCAAUCCUUUUGACGACGAUGAGGAUGAUUUCAGGCCGGUCAAGUGGAAUGAAGGGGAUGAGCCUCCGCGAGAGGGUCCAGACAGACAAAGAUAUUUGCAACAGGAAGUCAUGAGGCUCUCGAAAUCGACUCUAGAUAGCACCAACAACUCCCUGUCUCUCAUUUAUGAGUCUGAACAUGUGGGAGUUGCCGCAUCAGAGGAACUCGUGCGGCAAGGCGAAGCCCUGAGGCGUUCUGAACGCAUGGUGGAUAAGAUGGAUCAAGAUUUAAAGGCGAGUCAGAAACAUAUCAAUAGCAUUAAGAGCGUCUUUGGGGGCUUCGUCAAUUACUUCAAAGCCAAGCCGCAAGACCUCAAACCUGAGCAGAACGGAGCCUCCCAAUAUCAAGGAAGCAACAGAUUAAAAGAAGCGUUAUCCGUCAGCAAAGAGCAGGAGUCCAAGUACCAGGAGACUCAUCCAAAUUUACGCAAGUUGGACAACUCAGACUUCAGUUCCAGUGCAACUAGUUCAAACAACCCAUCCCAGUCUGAUCAUUACCCUAGGAACCAGCACCUCCGUGCUUAUCACCAGAAAAUUGAUAGCAACUUAGAUGACAUGUCCACCGGGCUGGGCCGACUGAAAAAUCUCGCUCUUGGCUUGCAAACCGAAAUCGAUGAUCAGGACGAGAUCCUGAAUCGCCUCACCGGGAAAGUGGAUACUUUGGACAUCAACAUCAAAAGCACAGACAAGCGAAUCAAGGAUGAGCUUUAAAGGAAUCCCCGGGUGUCUCUCACCUCUUGUUUAUAAACUCAAUACAUUUUAUGCAGCAGCUGCAUUGGGAAAGCGCUAGAGAAAAGAAGUUGCUAGUCCAUCUUGCCGUGCGAUUAAAAGUGUGAAUAUUCUUUAAGUGCAAUCUGAGAAAUUUAAGCUAUUUUCUUUCACGUAUAAUUCCCAAAAGCACUCUGAAGUGCUUCUGAAACUUCUGAUCUGAUUUUGGAGGAAACAUCUCAAUUCUGGACAGCGAUUGGAAAAGACGAUUACACCCUGCCUUUCAGUAUUCCUUUUGCCUUAAAUUGUAGCAGGUACGUGCGUUGCCUACUUCACAUACUGCUCAUGUAUACAUUUUUAUAAAAGGCUAGCUGUGUACAGUUGAAGAACCGUAGAAGAGGAAAGUUUGCCUUGCAUUUCAAAGCUGGGUUGUGACAAGAUGCUUCUGGUGCAUAUAAUGAAAACCUAACCCUGACCCCAAUCUUAAGCUACACCAAUAAAGCAGUCGUUACCAAGUCAGCGUUUAUUCCAGUCAAAGUCCAGAGUGAGUGAAAAACACUUAAGGGAUAUCCAGUUAAAAAUUCUAGAACAAAAUAACAACAAAUCUAUAUUAAAAAAUCACAACCUAGAAUUUUUAACUGGAUAUUCCUUGAGUGUUUUUAACUUGCUCCGGUCUUUGACUGGAAUAAACCUUGACUAAAAGCAGUCAUUUUUUGGGGCGGAGGGGGUGUCAUUCUCCAAAGUACUUACCUACUUGAUUUGUGCCAGUACAAUGAAGCUUAGACUCAAAAAAAUAAAGAUUUGGGUGAAGACAUUUAUCCAAGACUUAAAGCUACAGGAUGGUAUUUUGGGUUGGAAUGCUUCAAUGCAAAAUACUGCCUUCUGCGGGGUCUCCAACCUUGGCAACUUUAAGCUUUGCUGGCUGGGGAAUUCUGGGAGUUGAAGUCCGCCAGGCUUAAAGUUGCCAAGGUUGGAGACCUCUGCUCUAAGCAGCACUUCUCUGGCCCAUAGCUGUGAGCAUUGACGACUCAAUAUGUUGUGCAAGUCGGUUGCUGCUCCAGGUCUAUUUUAAAAAUAAUAUUGGAGAAGAAAUUACAUGGGGGGAGUCGCUUUAAAUUUCCACCCAACUGGCUACAGUGGACACCUUUCAACACAGUUAAAUUUCACCCAUGAGAUCUUGUGCUUCUGUGCCCAGGUGAGCUUGCGAUUGUUUGAUUUGUGGUGUAAGCAUCACAUGGCUUUCUUCCCUGAUUAAUGAAAGGUCCCUUCCCAAAAAUAGUCUUUGUCCUUAUAGUUGACAUUUUAUUCCUGCAAUGUCACUUCUCGUGUGUGUGUGUGUAAAUUCUACAUAAUCUGUCUAUUCUUGAUACAAGAAAAAUACCAAUUUUCUUGUAAGUAUGUCUUCAGUAAAUCAUUACAAUGAGGAAUUUUGGAAACAGCAUUUAUUAAAAACAACCAUUUCUUUCC
Messenger RNA from Ahaetulla prasina, 2589 nucleotides. RefSeq names its product synaptosome associated protein 29 (gene SNAP29). Lineage: Eukaryota; Metazoa; Chordata; Lepidosauria; Squamata; Colubridae. Bases 355 to 1125 code for a protein of 256 amino acids. The transcript is spliced from 6 exons. The record is from RefSeq and is a predicted model, not a curated record. Gene Ontology annotation, molecular function: SNAP receptor activity; syntaxin binding. Gene Ontology annotation, biological process: exocytosis; synaptic vesicle fusion to presynaptic active zone membrane; synaptic vesicle priming. Gene Ontology annotation, cellular component: SNARE complex; plasma membrane.